GGACAUUCGUUCAACAUGUCCCCGCUCGUUCGCAUCGCAAUCGUCGUUAUUUUCAACCUCCAUUCAACCAGCAGCAACAUUUACAACCACACGCAAAUAGACUUGAGCAAAUGCCAAACGUACUACUCGCGCUCGGGCACCGUCUACAGGGACUUCUUCUCCAUCGAAGACCUCACCACGAAGAACUCCACGCUACUGUUGGACUUCCACUUCUCGGUGAUCGCUUCCAGCGACGCGCACGUCCUCCUGGCGCCCUCCGAGACCGUGACAAAAACCGAUCCGGUGUACGAGAUCGUCUUCGGAGCCGGCGGAAACUCCUUCUGCGAUAUCAGGAGGCGGCAGAAGUCCAUAGUAAAAGCCACGAUUAAAAUAAAAGGGUUGCUCAGCGGGUUGGAUCCUCGCUCGUUUUGGAUACACGUCACCAAAGAUGGCGAGAUUAGCAUAGGUAAAGAAAACGAGGAAGUACCUAUAUUAUCUUGGACGGAUUCGGAUCCUCUUCCGCUGAAAGUCAUCAGCUUCAGCACCUGGUCGGGCAUAGAAGCCAAGUGGUACUUCGAUUGCGACAUAAACGAUACAACAGAAAUCCAGAAACCGAUGACGCACGUGGAGAAGCUCCGGAGGGAUUUGCUCGGCGGAUACGAUCCCUACGUGAGACCGGUGAAGAACAUUUCCACCAUGACAAAUGUCUCUAUGGUGUUGAAAAUCGACCACGCUAGCUUGAACGAACACAAAGCGAUUAUGGAGUUGCUGGGAGUUACUGUUUUGGUUUGGAAUGACGAGAAGUUGCUGUGGGAUCCUGAUCAAUACGGAGGAAUUACCGCCUUGCAUAUAUUCAGAAGAGAAAUCUGGCAACCGGAUUUAGUUCUAUACAAUGCCGUGGGAGACGUUCGAGAUUUGGUGGAGGACACGAUGAUGUUGGUGAAUUUCAUGGGUAAAGUGGAGUGGCAAUCGAAGGUGAAAUUAAAGGUGUUUUGCGAUAGCAAAGACAUGGGCGCCUGGCCCAAGGACAAUCAUACUUGCAAAGUGAUCCUGGGCUUCAUGAGGGACCUGGCGAAUUUGCAGUUGAAUUUCAGGGAAAACGAAAGUUCUUUGAUUCUGGACGAUAAUUCGGAAUGGAUGAUCCUGGAUGUGGGUGUUGCAUUUUCGUCUUACAGCAAUGUCUCACAAUUGCCGAUUUUCGAAAUGGUCUUUACGCUGCAAAGAAAUUCGAACGUUUAUGACUUGUUGUUUUUCACACCGUUUGUUUUUAUAUCUCUAUCAACUUUGGUUAGUUUCUGGGUAGAUCCUUUCGGAAAACUCAAAAUAUCAAUCGGAAGUUUACAGUUACUCCUUUGUACAAUCAUGCUGGUAGUUUUUGGAAUGAUAACGCCUCAUCACGUGAAUAAAGUACCAUUUUUAGUAUCAGUCUACGCUUACAGCAUGAUUGCCGUUUUAAUUUCCAUAAUAAUAGCAGUGUUGGUGAUAAACCUGUCGAGAAACCAUCACCAAAGGAGUGUUCCUCGAUUAAUUAACUAUGUAUUGUCCAGUAGAAUUCUAAAAGCGUGUCUGCUCUUGAAGACGCCUUAUAAGCACGGAAAUUUGAAUGAAGACACGGAACAAAAUCAAGCCACGUGGAUUUUGUUAGGAAUAGUACUAGAUAGAUUAGCUUUUUUGUUGUAUUUGGGGUUAACUAUUUAUGUGGUUGUCUCGAAGGUGAUGUGUUGAUUAAUUUUUAUUUCGAAAAGAAUGUAUAACUCUCUUUUUAAAUUGAUAACUUUUGUAUUAUUUUAUAAAUAAAUACGUACAUAAAAAUUUGACUAGUCGGUAUUAACAUUGUAAUAUGUUAGUGUACAAAAUUAAAUUACCUAGUUUCUAAGUACUGUUUGGCUCCAUUUACAUAAAUUUUAUUAUUAUUGUUACAAACUUAUAUAAUUUUAAUACGUUUAAAAUUCCACCUAAAUACAGCGCUUGUAAUAAAUGUAUGUUUUCUUACCUCGUACAAAUACAUUUAAAUAGCACCAAUACAUUUUACUAUUGUCUAAAUGUAUAUAUAAAUUUUAUUAAAAGUUUACUUAUAUUAGCUACAUUUAC
Molecule: messenger RNA, 2070 nt
Organism: Phyllotreta striolata
Lineage: Eukaryota; Metazoa; Arthropoda; Insecta; Coleoptera; Chrysomelidae
Source: the annotation of a GenBank genome assembly